Messenger RNA from Enhydra lutris kenyoni (northern sea otter), 1554 nucleotides. Its product is annotated as keratin 78. Gene Ontology annotation, biological process: keratinization; intermediate filament organization. Bases 1 to 1554 code for a protein of 517 amino acids. Gene Ontology annotation, molecular function: structural constituent of skin epidermis. The record is from RefSeq and is a predicted model, not a curated record. Gene Ontology annotation, cellular component: keratin filament. Lineage: Eukaryota; Metazoa; Chordata; Mammalia; Carnivora; Mustelidae. The transcript has 9 exons.
AUGUCUCGAUCAUCAUGCCAGGCCUGGAGGGGCUUCGGCGCUCGCUCUGCCUGUUCUGCACCCCCGGGUGGCCGUGGCGGCCGGAGCAGCUUCAGCAGCAGAAGCCUCAUUUCCUUUAGGGGCUGCAGAGGAGCCUCUAGUGGGAGGGCUUGGGGAUCAGGGGGAGGACCAGGGGUACGGUUUGGGGAGGGCCGUGGUGGGCCCAGGCUUUCCUUGUGCCCUCCGGGGGACAUCCAGGAAGUGACCAUCAACAGUAGUCUGCUGACCCCAUUGAAAAUGGAGAUUGACCCCCAGUUCCAGGUGGUGAGGACUCAAGAGACCCAAGAGAUCAGAACCCUCAACAACCAGUUUGCUUCCUUCAUUGACAAGGUGCGCUUUCUGGAGCAGCAGAACAAGGUCCUGGAGACCAAGUGGGAGCUGCUGCAGCGGCUGGGCGUGAGUGACAGCCCGCCGGACCUGGAGUCUUUCUUUGAGGGCUACCUGGCCCGGCUCCGGUGGCAACUGGAACAGCUCCAGAGGGAGCGAAGGGCUGUGGACGCCGAGCUGAAGUCUUGCCAGGACCAGGAGGAGGAGUAUAAGGCCAAGUAUGAGGAAGAGUCCCGCAAGCAUGCCACGGCUGAGAAUGACUUUGUGGUCCUAAAAAAGGAUGUGGAUGGGGUUUUCCUGAACAAGAUGGAGCUGGAAGGCAAGCUGGCGUCUCUCCGAGAGUACCUCUGCUUCUUGAGGCAACUCAAUGAAGAAGAACUGGGCCAGCUCCAGACCCAGGCCAGCGACAUGUCUGUGGUGCUGUCCAUGGACAACAACCGAGUCUUGGACUUCAGUGACAUCAUUGCGGAGGUCCGCGCCCGGUAUGAGGAGAUUGCCCAGAGCAGCAAAGCUGAGGUGGAGAUGCUGUACCAGACCAAGUACCAGGAGCUUCAGGCGUCUGCCCGACUUCAUGGUGACAGCAUGAAGGAAACCAAAGUCCAGAUCUCUCAGCUGCAGCAGGCGAGUAAGAGUCUGCAAAGUCAGAUCGAGAACCUCAAGAAGCAGAAUGCCGACCUGCAGGCCACCAUUGCCAAUGCCGAGCAGCGUGGGGAGCUGGCCCUCAAGGAUGCUCAGACCAAACUGGACGAGCUGGAGGCCGCCCUGAGAGCAGCCAAGCAGGACCUAGCCCGGGUGCUGCGCGAGUACCAGGAGCUCAUGAGCACGAAGCUGGCUCUGGACGUGGAGAUCGCCACCUACCGCAGGCUGCUGGAGGUUGAGGAGAGCAGGAUGUCUGGGAGGUGCACCAGCCAGGCCACUAUCUCUGUGGGCGGAGGCAGCGUUGUUGUGUCUGGAGGAGCGGGCAGUGGCCUGGGGGCCACUUGUGGACUUGCAGACGAGAAAGGCAGCUUUGGGUCCAGCUGCUCCAGCAUUGUGACCGGAGGCUCCAAUGUCAUCCUGGGCUCUGGGCAGGGUCCUAUUUGGGGCUCCUGCUCUGUAUCGGGCUCUAGCUCUGGCUCUAGCUCCGGCGGCCACACCAUCCUGAAGAAGACAGUGGAGUCAAGUCUGAAGAUGUCUGUCACUUACUGA